Talaromyces rugulosus is the source of this 2025-nucleotide messenger RNA. RefSeq lists its product as uncharacterized. Lineage: Eukaryota; Fungi; Ascomycota; Eurotiomycetes; Eurotiales; Trichocomaceae. The record is from RefSeq and is a predicted model, not a curated record. The transcript is spliced from 7 exons. Gene Ontology annotation, cellular component: cytoplasm. Bases 1 to 2025 code for a protein of 674 amino acids.
AUGGACAGUUCCGGGCUACAGGACCUGCCGGGCAGCUUGUCCCUGGGCUCGACGUUGCCGUCCGGGUUUGACCACAAUGAUCCGCAGCCGUUCCAAGGCUUCUCGCGCUCUAUAGAACACGGCAUGCCUGCUACGACAACCUUUCCCCUUACUCAGCAGUCAGUUGUGCAGCCACCUCGGCCAGGGAAUUUUGAUCCGCGCGACAACAAUGCCAAUAAUCCUCGGUAUCAAGCGCCUCCUCCACCUCGCUCGGCUCAGGGUGUGAAUACUACUACUAGUACUUCAAACACCACGCACAUGGGACCAAAUCAGCCGGUGCAGAGGAGCAUCGCUCUAGCAUCGUCACGAGUCACAGCAGAUGACGUCGGCGAGCUUAGCUGGAUCCCCCCGCUGAUUCCGUCUAUGGGUGAAGCAAUUGCCAACCACGCGUCGACUGUGCAGUCCCAAGAGGCCGUCAGCUUUCUUUCCGGCAGCCCUGGUGCCGUGAUGGAAAGUAAAGAUAGCCAUUUUGGGAGCAUGAAGAUAGUGCCCAACCCGCCUGAUCUUGAUGCAUGGCGGGAGCGGCUUUUCAAUGUUGAUGAGCCGAUCACUCUGACCGAAGAACAGUAUAUACUCCCAAUUCCACCAGCUGGCAGCUUUGCAGUAUUCAAAACAUACUUCCCCCACGUCGACAAUGUCUAUUCUCACCGGUCCACUCAGAAAUAUAAACGCAAGCCCUUUGUUUCUCACUACUGGGACUGUCGGCUGAAAGGACGACCUCCGGGCACCCCCAAGUCUGAUGAUCCCAACAAAAAGAAGCGGAAGCGAACCGCUCGAGAGCGUGAUCUAUGCGACGUCAAGAUCAAAAUCACCGAGCACUACCCUGGCACUACACCGACUGCCGAUUCCGAGCUCGGGGAAUCGAUCGAUAUGUUGUCGACAGUUAGCCAUUCAACGGCAGCUGCAGCAUUCUUCGUAAAUGGAGCGCAUUCGCGCGGAGAGGGCCAGCAGCAGCAGCCCUUUGGUAUCUUAGCUCCCAACCCAACUCUACCUACAGCGCAUCCAGGCUCCAGGGGUCAGAAAUAUUAUACUAUCCAGCGAGUCAACGGUAAUGGUGGGAAUGGAAAGACAGACGGUAUUGGAGGAGGUCACAGACAUACGCUAGAUGAGAGUGACCGAGUAAAGAAGAACAGCGUGCACAGGCACUUGGUCAAAGUCAGCAAAGAGAAAAAAGAUGAGCAAACACAACCAACAAUAUAUCACAAUAUGGCGACAGGACAAGCGCAAUUAACCGUGAAGAAGCGUUCAAAAGAGUGCGACCUCAAACUAUAUGGAAAUUGUUCUUGGCAAGUUGAUAUUAUCUCAAUUCCAACUCUUAUGCAUCAAAUAAUAACAGUGAAUUCCAGUCCUUUCGUCCAAAAGGUUUGGAUAGCAUUGGAAAUGAAAGGUAUUCCUUAUCAAUAUAUAGAGGUAGACCCGCAAAUCAAGAAGCCCGACUUGCUGCUGGCAGUAGACCCUCGCGGCCCAGUCCCAUCUCUCCGAGAUGGCAGUUGGGGCUGUUACGAGAGCAACGUGCUUCUCGAAUAUCUGGAGGAUGUCGACGUAGGCAUUCCACUUCUCCCACCGGGGGAUGCAAAGCUGCGGGCUCAUUGCCGUCUCUGGGCUGACCAUAUCGGGCGGUCCAUCAUUCCGAGUUUCUACAAGCUUUUGUUGGAAAAGGAUCCUUUGAAACAAAGGGCUACCGCCGAGGAGUUCAAAGUCCAUAUUGCGAAGCUUGUUAAUGCUUCGCACGCCCAAGGACCGUUUUUCCUAGGCCCUGCCAUGUCAUAUGUUGACAUUCAAAUUGCACCUUGGAUCCUUCGGCUGAGUCGCGUGUUGAAACCGUUUCGUGGUUGGUCAGAAUCCGAAAUGGGCGCGCGAUGGGCCAAUUGGGUCCAGGCAGUUGAAGAAAACGAGCAUGUCAAGGCGACCACAAGUAGUGACGAAGUCUACUUGGACAACUAUGUGCGGUAUUUUGAAUGCGCUCAAACAAACAACGACUCAUAA